This is a messenger RNA of Corticium candelabrum, 996 nucleotides long. RefSeq lists its product as uncharacterized. Lineage: Eukaryota; Metazoa; Porifera; Homoscleromorpha; Homosclerophorida; Plakinidae. The coding region runs from base 106 to 864 and encodes 252 amino acids. The record is from RefSeq and is a predicted model, not a curated record. The transcript has 2 exons.
CCAAGUUAUGCAAUACACACUUUAUUUUCGGUUUUAUAAGGAGGAGGAAUUCGGCGCAGUUGUCACUACAACCAACGAGUCGUGAAGAGCAUUUAUUGCACGUAAAUGAGUUGUCGCUUGGACGAGUUGUACAAAUUCCCUCGUACGAGACAUUUGUUUGACGUUGGAGGCAGCGGAGUGUCCAGAGAUGACUUGCUGAUGGAUAAAGAAGAAGCAAAUACCUUCUACUCUGGACGUCACCGGCAAACGGUUGUUUCUGUUGAAGAAAAAGUCGAUGGCGCCAAUCUGGGCAUCUCCAUUUCUCCGUCAAACUACCGACUGUUGGUACAGAACAGAGCUCACUAUGUCAACUCACAGACACACAAACAGUUUAGUGGAUUAGACCAAUGGUUGGAGGAGCAUAGUGCUGGUUUGUUCGAAGUGUUGGUUCCUGGAAGGCAUGUUCUAUUUGGAGAGUGGCUCUUUGCUAAACAUUCGAUACAUUACACAAGAAUGCCUGGAUAUUUUAUGGCGUUUGACAUCUAUGAUAAGGAAUCUGAAAGAUUCUACAGUCGAAGAGAAAGAAAUCGAAGACUGGAAGGAUCAGGUAUCCCGACCGUGAGACUUGUUGCUGAGUGUCCCAUACAAGGCAAAGAUCAUGUACUUCGAUUACUGGACACUCAGUCUGCAUUCUACGAUGGUCCUUGCGAAGGGAUCUAUUUAAGAAUUGAUGAUGACAAUCAAGGAGGAGAUACACAAGCUUCAAGCGGUGAUGUAGGAUGGCUGAAACAUAGAGCAAAAUUGGUGAGACCAGACUUCUUGCAGCAAAUUGAGGAGCAGUGGACCAGACAGAAACUGACAAAGAACAUUGUCGUUUACAGCUGAAGUUAUGUAUAGUAGUCAGGAUGUCCAUGUUGUGAACGCAUUGUAGUGGUUACAGUAGGAAGAAGUGUGGAGUCCCAUCAGUUUGUAAUGCAAGUGUGAACGUAAUAUAUCACUUACAUGCAAGGAAGUGUA